Messenger RNA from Aplosporella prunicola CBS 121167, 249 nucleotides. RefSeq lists its product as uncharacterized. The coding region runs from base 1 to 249 and encodes 82 amino acids. NCBI's taxonomy places the organism in Eukaryota, Fungi, Ascomycota, Dothideomycetes, Botryosphaeriales, Aplosporellaceae. The transcript has 2 exons. The record is from RefSeq and is a predicted model, not a curated record.
AUGUCUCUCAACAACUUCACCAACAACGUCCGCCGCCAGGAGAUCUUGGAGCGCCUUGGGAUCGAGCAGCUGCCACCGCUCAUGCCCGGAGAAGAGUACGCUCACGCCGAGCCGGAGAGAGGAGGCAGCGUUCCCAUGGUGAUGCUUCCGGUUCCCGGUAGGAAGUGCCCAGCUUGUCUUGCCAAGGGAGAGACUGUCUGGGUCAUUCCUGGAAAGUGCUGCCCUCAGUGCGGUACUCCCGUGAACUGA